GGAUGGAUGGUUCUGAAUACAAUACAAUGGGGUUUAAAAAUGUCUAGUAAAUAAACAUUUAAGCUUUUUCUAAAUUCAAAAACUUUACAUGUUUUACAUUGAUUCAGGGUUUAAGGCCUAAAAUGGGACACUCAUGUGCCGCGUUUUCCAGUUUUGAUCGAUCUGAAACCUUUCAAUCCCUUUUUACCUAAUCAGAAACCAUCUAUUGCUAUUAUUUAAGCGGCGUUUAGGAUUAGUUUGAAAGAGCGGAUAUGAUCACCGUUUCUAGUUCUUGCUCAACAUCAUGUACAAUGUGCCCGUGUCGGCAGCUCAAAGCGCCUGCUGCUUCUGUUCAUUUCCUCUCCUGUUGUGGUUGACACGCAAUGAGAACUCUUGCUCACAAUACACACAAGCUGGAGGUUAAGACAACACCCGUUUGAAUCCUUGAAGGGUUCUAGCAUUCUUAAGCAUAGCUUUAGACCAAAUAAGCACGGAACGGAGACACACCGACUGCUUCAAUGUAACAAUUCUAGCUCGCUUAUUUAAGCGGUAACUUAUCGGACUGGUGUUCAUCAGAAUACAAAGACGUUGAUGCUGUUGGGCACCAGGACGGUGUUGCUGUUGGUCAGAAGAAAGAAUGUCAGAUGAUUCCACCAGUGGAAAUGCGUGUUCAGGUCGGCUCUUCGACCUGCUCGUCUACCCCGUCAUUGGGGCUCUGUCCUUCACCGUCCUGCUGGUCAUACUGCUGGGAACCAUGUGUCUGAGAAAGUAUCGGUCUUUGGUACGGACAAUUCGAGAGCUGCGAGGUAGCAAGUUGCUGCUGGAUGCUGUUCCUCGGCUGGAAGCUCCCAUCGUGCCUGUGAGGCCAGUGCCAGCAGAGGGGGAGGAACAGCUGUCUCUACUAAAUUCUCUGCAGCAGAGCACCACAGUCAGGUCCUCCUCCAGGAAACUGUGGAAAGGCCUGCAGCAGGGUCCUCGUGUUUCCAAGUCAGACCUGAACCUGCUCCAGCUGAUCAAAGCAGGGAAGGAGGGGGUCUUCUACCAGGCCAGGAUGACCAGAGGGACGUGCAAAGGCCACAACACAUUCACCUGCAAGAUCAGCAAGGAAGGUGUCCGUUCAAAGCAUGUGGACACAGAGGUUUCCAUUAUGAGGAAACUGAUACACCAUAAGAACAUCCUCCAGUUACUGGACUGGAACACCACUGAUGAGCCUUACAUUUUGAUCAUGGAGCAUGUGAGCUGUGGCACUCUAAGGACCUUCCUGCAGACCCACAGGGUCUCCCUGAGUGCGAACCCUGAGCUGCACAGCCUACUCACCAUCGCCUCCUACCACAUCGCUCUGGCCAUGCAGCACCUACGCUCCAAAUUGAUUGUGCACGGUGACUUGGCUUUGAGAAACAUCAUGGUCAAUAAGUUCCCUUGGGAAGUAAAAGUAGCUGAGUUUGGUCUGGCUCGAGACUUGGCAGGCAUCGCAAGCCGCCGCAGCAGCCGCUGGAAGAACCCACGGCAGCGAGUGCCGCUGCGCUGGUACCCACCCGAGUACUUCAAGAGCAACUAUUACGGCUUCAAGGGAGACGUGUGGGCAUUUGGCAUUGUGCUGUGGGAGAUGCAGACAUUUGGUACACUGCCAUACCCAGACCUGGAGAGAUCCGACGCAGUGGUGUACCACAUCUGUAUUGGUCAUAAGAACACAAACCCCGAAGGCUGCAGACCAGAGAUACUCCAUAUCAUGCGAGACUGUUGGCUGGACAUGUACACUCUGAGACCCUCGUUCACGGACGUCGUCCGCAUGUUGGAGGACAUCAUAGAAAACGACGCGGAUUAUGUGGAUGUUGAGAGUCCUCCACCGUUGGUGAAAGAUGAGGCUUAAUAUCAGGAUGCUAAAUGUCUGCGGGCAGCCAGCAUCCUUUUAGAAGAUAGAGGUCGUCUCUACACACCAAGGCAUCAGAAGAGGUCCCACUCUGAACAAUUAUGUCUAUUUAACUCCCAGGGAUUGAUGUGAGAUGAUCACAAUAGAGAGUAUGGUAAAUUAUGUAUGUACAUGUUCUUCAUUCAUUUGUUUGUCAUGUUCUCUAUUUCUUCUUUUACUUUGUAAAUCGUUGUAUUAUUUUAGAUAUGCUUUUUAAAAUCUAUCGUAUUGAUUGAAAUGUCAAUUUUCUACUUCGUAUGUCCCGUUUUUAUCUAGGACUGAAGCAUGUUUACUUUGCUAUUUGUUAUUAAAAGUUCAUUUUAUAUUUAAA
Messenger RNA from Gasterosteus aculeatus aculeatus (three-spined stickleback), 2219 nucleotides. RefSeq names its product tyrosine kinase receptor Cad96Ca. Gene Ontology annotation, cellular component: plasma membrane; signaling receptor complex. The record is from RefSeq and is a predicted model, not a curated record. Gene Ontology annotation, biological process: angiogenesis; protein phosphorylation; positive regulation of kinase activity. Gene Ontology annotation, molecular function: vascular endothelial growth factor receptor activity; growth factor binding; ATP binding. NCBI's taxonomy places the organism in Eukaryota, Metazoa, Chordata, Actinopteri, Perciformes, Gasterosteidae.